AUGACGGGCAGCAACAGCAUAAGCAGUGGCUACUGCAGUCUGGACGAGGAGGGCGAAGACUUCACCUUCUUCACCGCAAAGACCUCCUUCUUCCGCCAGCCCAAAAAGCUGGUUAAGCAGAAUGAGGUCAAAGAGGAAGAGGAGGGAGGGACCAAGGCUCUGUCAGAGGAAGAGUUGCGGGCCAGGAUAGAGGACUUCAACUCUACGGUCUCAGAGAAUGGCAUGAAACUGGGUGCUGAUGGUUUGUACACUGGCUUCAUUGAGGCGGGAUUAGACGGACAGGCGGGCCAGGCGGAAAGACACGGUCGGCCAAUGAUGGUGUCAGAGGGCCAGGAGGGGGAAGGAGCAGGGUUGAGUGAGAAGCGGACGUCGUUCUACCUGCCCAGUGAUUGUGUGAAACAGAUCCACAUCAGUAGUACUACCACGGUUAAGGAGGUCAUACAGGGCCUGCUGAAGAAGUUUAUGGUGCUGGAUAACCCACACAAGUUUGCCCUGUACAGACAGACACACCGUGAUGGACAGGACCUGUUCCAGAAGCUUCCUCUUGUGGAGUGUCCUCUCGCUCUGAGACUGGUGGUGGGUCCAGAUCCUGAGCUGCUUAGCUUUGUCCUCAAGGAGAAUGAGACCGAAGAGGUAGCGUGGCAUGCGUUCUCGAUUCCUGAACUGCAGAACUUCCUGGUGAUUCUGGAGAAGGAGGAGGCGGAGCGUGUGCGAUUGGUGGAGAAGAGAUUCACAGCCUACCGACAGAGCUUGCAGAAGGCACUACAGGAGCAUCAACCCUGACCCCUCACCCUUGACCCCUCAUCUCUCACUCUGACCUUUCAACCCUCACCCCUCUGUUGACCCAGGGAGAGACAGGAACCCACUCAGGCUUACAGACUCCUAUUCUCCCCUCAGGACACGGUCAGCUCCUCCCUCACUCCUCACAUCCCCUCUGGAGAAGAGAGGUGGGGUUAAGAAAGGAUGGAAAGGGAAAAAGGGACUGUUUGAAGGAUGAGUGGACAGGAUGCUGGAACAAAAGAAGUGUGUGUAUCCCUGGGAGUAAAAAGACACUGAACUGAAUGACCCUCUGACUUCUUUGGGCUCAGAUAUCUCGGUUUGAUCUGACAAUCUGACCUGAUGGGUCUUCUAAUGUUACAUUGAAUCUCAGUUUGGUCUGAUAAUGUGUUUAAGAUUCUACUGCUGCUGCUGCUACUGCAAGUGUUACUUACGCAUGAGUCUCAACUUUCUCUAUCUGCCCCAGUGCCCAUGCAUAAAGAUUUAGGACUAGAACAGACAUUACUAUUCAAAGCAACGCUCCAUGGUGGGUGGACCAUUUGGAAUGUUCCAUUACUUGAUAUUUAUGAUAUCAACUCUCAUGUUGUCCCUGCAUGCCAUCUUAUCCAGG
Molecule: messenger RNA, 1387 nt
Organism: Coregonus clupeaformis (lake whitefish)
Lineage: Eukaryota; Metazoa; Chordata; Actinopteri; Salmoniformes; Salmonidae
Product: ras association domain-containing protein 5-like
Exons: 6
Coding region: 1-783 (260 amino acids)
Biological process (GO): signal transduction
Cellular component (GO): nucleus
Source: RefSeq, a predicted model, not a curated record